Molecule: messenger RNA, 955 nt
Organism: Bactrocera neohumeralis
Lineage: Eukaryota; Metazoa; Arthropoda; Insecta; Diptera; Tephritidae
Product: seminal metalloprotease 1-like
Exons: 2
Coding region: 70-831 (253 amino acids)
Biological process (GO): proteolysis
Molecular function (GO): zinc ion binding; metalloendopeptidase activity
Source: RefSeq, a predicted model, not a curated record
GUGUUAGUACAGGGUACAGUGGAAUACGGAGAACACUUGUUCGGCAAUUCGAAACAUUUAUAAGUUGAAAUGAGGACAUGUCUGAGUUUGGUAGUGCUUUUGGUGUUUGGUACAAGUUUAGCUCUACCAGUAGAUCUAGUAAGCGAAGAAGAUCCCGAACUAACUGCUGGCUAUUUCGAAGGUGAUAUUGUGUUGGAUGUAGCGCCGCGUAAUGGCAUGCACAAUACAAGUCUUCAUUGGCCCAACGGUAUUGUGUAUUAUAAAAUUUGGGAAGGAUUUUUCGAUCAAGUACAAGAAACUAUUAUUAAAGGCGCCAUGAAAUUUAUAGAAGAUGUGUCAUGCAUUCGUUUCUUAGUGGCCGACGAUGACCAGCCAUAUUUCGUCAAUAUAACAGGCAAUCCUGGCGGCUGUUACUCGUAUCUUGGCUUUGCUGGCGACAUUCAAAAAUAUAAUUUAGAACCGUUUCCCAUAAAUGAGGGUUGCUUCCGUAUCGGCACCAUUAUGCACGAAAUGUUACACACUCUCGGUUUCUAUCACAUGCACAGCACUUUUAAUCGGGACGAGUAUGUUCAGAUACUCUUCGAAAAUGUUAAACCGUCACAUCUGCAAAAUUUUAAUAAAUAUGACAAAGACAUGAUUGAGGAUUUUGGAGAAGCGUACGAUUACGGCAGUAUUUUGCAUUAUUCGCCGCUUGCUUUCUCCGCAAAUGGCGAAAAGACUAUAGAGCCGUUGCAGGAAGUAGCUGAGGGCAUAAUGGGUCAGCGUGUGACUUUAAGUGAAGGUGAUAUAAGCAAGUUGAAUAAGAUGUAUAACUGUGCUGAGAAAGAUUAAAACGCGAAUGAGGGUCCAUUGAAAACUAAAUUAAUCGGGGUGAUGGGUGAUUUAAAUAAUAAUUACAUAAGUAUGUAUAUGUUAUAAGUAUAAAGUUUUAUUAUAUUACGCCAUAUUAGCAAUA